GUGGCCGGACGCGCUGCAUCCGGUCUCCGCGGCGACCGUUGCCAUGGCCACCCCCGCCCUUCCUCCCCCGCCCCCCAAGAUGGCGGCGGCCGCGCGACGCGCCCGGUCACGUGGCCCCCGCGAGGCCGCGCCCCCCGCCCCCCCCCGGUGCCGCGGGUCCGCGCCGCCGCCGCCGCCGGGUCUUAAAGGGGCCGCGCCCCGCCCCCCCGAGCAGAGGCCGCGGCGCAGCGCGGGGCCAACCGUGCCGGCCCGGCCCGGCCCGUGCCGUCGGGGGGCCGGCCGCGAACAAGGGGGCCGCCCGGCCUGCAGGUGUCGCGGCGCUGGUGUCCUGCCCCGUCCGGAGCCCCAGGUCCGGCGCGCCCCUUCGCCUCCCGACGUCACCAAUGCGCCCAUGGGAACUGGCAGUGAAUAGGCGGCCGCCCUCUGCCCCCUUCUCCCAGCGGCGGUUCUCGGGGGGGCCCUGCAGCAGCCCCGAGCACCUGCGGCGAAGCCCCCCCGCCAGGCGCCAGUGGGCACGGCGCGAGCGACCUCUGCAAACCCUUCUGGCCCAGGAUGAGAGCUACCCGCCGCCGGCCUUCGCCCAGCCUCAGGCGCCGCCCCUGCCGCAGCCCGUCUCCGUAGAUGAGCCCCGCGCCUACGCCCUGGCCAGCACGCCGCCACGAAUGCUGCACCCGGCUGCGCACCCGCCCCACCAGAACCCAUUCAUGGUGGAUCUCCACGAGCAGGUGCACCAGGGCCCCGUCCCCCUCUCCUACACGGUGACCACGGUCACGACACAAGGCUUUCCCCUCCACACGGGCCAGCACAUCCCCGGGUGCAGCGCGCAGCAGCUCCCAGCAUGCUCCGUGAUGUUCAGCGGCCAGCACUACCCGCUCUGCUGCCUCCCGCCCCCGCUGAUCCAGGCAUGCGCCAUGCAGCAGCUGCCCGUCUCCUACCAGACCUUCCCCCCGCUCAUCUCCAGUGACCAUUACAUCCUGCACCCGCCGCCGCCCGUGGCGCCGCACCAGCCCCCGCACAUGGCCCCCCUCGGCCAGUUUGUCCCUCUGCAGGCCCAGCACCCGCGCAUGCCUCUGCAGAGGAUAGACAAUGACGUGGAGCUGCGGGGGGAGCAGCACCCCAUCGGGGGCUUCGCCUACCCGCCCUCGCCCCAUGGCCCGGGUCUGUCCCCGUCCGUCCCGCUCCAUUACCUGCCCCACGACCCGCUGCACCAGGAGCUGCCGUUCGGCGUGCCAUACCCCCACAUGAUGCCACGACGCCUGAGCGCCCAGCGGUACCGACUGCAGCAGCCCUUGCCGCCCCCCCCACCCCCGCCGCCCCCGCCCCCCUACUACCCCAGCUUCCUGCCGUACUUCCUCUCGAUGCUUCCCGUGUCGCCGACGGCCGUCGGGCCCACGAUCAGCCUGGACCUGGACGUGGACGAUGUGGAGAUGGAGAACUACGAGGCGCUGCUGAACCUGGCCGAGCGGCUGGGGGAGGCCAAGCCGCGGGGACUCACCAAAGCCGACAUCGAGCACCUGCCCUCCUACCGCUUCAACCCCGAGAGCCACCAGUCGGAGCAGACUCUGUGUGUCGUGUGCUUCAGCGACUUCGAGGCCCGGCAGCUUCUCCGAGUCUUGCCCUGCAACCAUGAGUUCCACGCCAAGUGUGUCGACAAAUGGUUAAAGGCCAACCGCACGUGCCCGAUCUGCCGGGCGGACGCGUCGGAGGUGCACCGAGAGGCCGAGUGAGGCUGGCCCAGGCUCUGCCACGCGAGGCCCAAGAGGCGGAGGGCGCGGGGCCGGGCUCUGGCAGCCCCUCCUCAGGCGUGGUGAGAACGUGGGCCCGGCUGCCCCCUACCCCGCCCGCCCGCCCGGGCACGGACUCGGCCUGGCGCCACCCAGCGGGCUGCCCGCGGCCCCGGGGGCUGCGCCCAGGCCCCCGCACUCCAAAGACGCCGUCGCCGCCGCUGCUCAUCACUCUCCAGGUCUCCGUUUUGUUGUUCGUCCUCCUCCUCCGUUCUUUUCUCUGUCGUGUUUGGUUCUGUGGCCGCUGGACCCUUCCCCCGGCGCGGCGGGGACAGGCCUGCCCGGCGGGCACCAGGAGGCAUUGGUCAGUGGAGCGCUGCAAGGGCAGGACCCAGGCCUGAGGCACUGCUGGGCGCCUGCCUGCCUUUGGCGUCCCCGGCUGCUUGGUUCUACCCGCCCCAUCCCCCACUGCUGCCCUGGGGGCAAGCUCUCCCACCCCCCAUCCGCAGGGCCGUGGCUGGGAGCGAGGCCUCCUGGGCAGAGCAGCUGGCCCGUGCCCUUGGGGCCACGCGGAGAAUCAUGGUGGUGGCUCCAGCGCCCAAAGCUCUGCUGUGCCAGGUGCCCCGUGGCCUCUUCCCACCCUGGGCUGGGUGUGCACCUGAUUUUUAAGUAUCCCCCACAUGAAUUUUAAUUGCACUUGGGGGUGACUCACUCCAGCCAGCCCCCUCUCCCCAAGCCCCCGGCCCGGCAGAGCGUGGCUGGUGCUGGUGCUGGUGCUGCCGGCGAGCGGGGCUGGUGCGUCCUCUGUCUCGUGGCGUCUUUUUCCUCCCCUGGCUCGUAUCAUGGAGAAGCCCAGCUAGUGAUUCCCCCACCCCGGCCCUGGAGGAGCCGUGUCUUCCCUUCCCACCCUGUUGGGUGGGGCCCCUACCCUUUCCCCCUCCCCGGCAGGGCUGGGCCCUGGCGAUGCCUCCACGUGGCCUGUUGCCCGGGCGCGAGGAGCGCGCUGGUCCCGUGCCUUCCCGCGUGUGCACGCGCCAUCCUGCCCAGGCCCUAACUGACCGACCGACCGUAGCAGGGAAGCAGCCGCGCCCGGUGCCCUAGAGCUCUGGCCGUCGGCAGUCGUGUUGCAUGAUGUCUGGAGGGGCCACGGGGAUGCCCGGCCCCCUGUAUAGUUCACACAUAUGCAUGCCUGUAUGACCAGCUUGGGACGUGGUAUUGGCCGACUCGAGCCAGCUGUGGGGUGAGGGGGGUGGGGCGAGGGGGUCUUUGUGCUCAGCUGAUUACUGCCAUGCACUGUACUGCACAUGUCCGCGCGCCGCAGCAGCACCGUAAGGCUUUCGGGGCGCCUCUCCCUUCCCCUCGCCUGCCCGCCGGCCCAGCUGGAGGGGGAGGUGGGGUCUGCGCGGCCAGCCGGGCUUGAGCUCCCCUCUCCGCUAGCCAUAGGUGACCGGGGAGCAGGAUCCUUCCCCCGCCCUCAGCCAGGACUCUCCCAGCCCCGCGGCCAUGAGAACAGCCCCCAGCCCUGGUGCUCGUGAGCUUCCUGCAGGCACAGACUGGCCCUGCCCUGGGGUGGGCGCACGGGGGAGCAGCCGCUGCUGGGAAGCCCGGGCUGGGCCCAGGUGCCUUCCCCUGCCCGCGUGGGAGGGGACGGGAGGGGGCUGCGGUGCCCAGGGAGAGUCUGGCCCGGCGGCACCCUGCCCACGCGGCCUCCUUCCCGCGGGCACCAGCUCUCAGCAAUACACCGCGUGGAAGCCGCCUGGCGGGGGCCGCGGGAGCCCGGCUGCUCUCAGGAAAUCCGGCCCUGGGGCGAGGGGUUGCAGAAGCCCCCGAGGACCUGACCCGGCCCCAGGGUGCGGGAAGGGCCUUCGAAAUGCAGCUGCGGCGGGGCCGGGGCUGCGCCAUGUGCCGCCGACGCCUUCGCACCCCUGCACCGUGUGCAUUGUGGGACUCGCCCAACGGCAGCUUCCGAUUGGCUGGAGCGAGGGACCGCCACCCCCUCCCGGCCAAUCCAGGCGAGCCGGGCUGGUUCCCGCUGCCCUUUCGAGAUGACCCGCUCCCUUCCUGGCACUCUGAUUGGCCAGCGCGGUUGACACGCUGGCCAGCCCGCAGUGCCCUUUCCCCUUGCCUCGACCUCCCCGUCCGCUCGGGCGCGGGGCAGGUGCCCGGGGAGGGCGGAGGACACCAGCACCCCGGGCCGGCGGCUCCCUCGCCCCAACCCCAACCUCCCGCGUGACACGAAUAACCAAAGCUCUUUACUGUACAUACGGCAGGUGACGUUUCUAUGUUUCUAGCCAGUCGGAGCAGUGUUGAUGCCCCUCUGUUUUAAACCCCCGUCCCCGCCCCGGUCCCCCGCCCCUCCCUCCCGCCCGGCGCCCCCGGGCGGUCUGGAAAGCCUUACGGUCCUGUUGCCGGCGCCUCGAAAGCUCACAGCUCGUGUGCUGCAGAAUUUACUCCGAGGAGCAGCUAAAAGUAUCAUUUAAAAGACGAAAUAAUAAAAUAAUAAGAAGAAAAAAAAGACAAAAAAAAGACAAAAAAAUACUUAAAACAAUUAUCUAGGGUGUUUGUGAUUGCUGAUUGCGCUGUAGAUACCACUGUUUACCAAUGAUUUCCUGUGGUGGGAUAGUGGACUGUUUACUGUUCUAUUAUACCAGUCCCUCGGCCUUCCAGCGGGACAUCCCCGGCCCCUGGACGGCGCCCGGACAUGUGUUCUGUGUUAGAAAGUCUUAUAUAUAUAUAUCUAUAUACGUGGGUACAGCGCUAUAUACAUAUAUAUAUAUACAUAUAUAUAUAUAUAUAUAAAUCUAAUUUUUUUUUGCUCUGUUACUUGCACAUUUUACAGUUACCUCAUUUUCCCCAUGUAUGUAUUUGAGAAAAAAAAAGGCUAAUAUAUAGAGAAAAAAAACAAAGGUUCUUAAAAGCUCUAAAAGUGUUUGUUUUUCUUUUGGGUUUUUGUUUUUUGGGGUUUUUUUUCUCCAUUCCAUUGGACUCGCAUUGGUUUUGUAGCAUCUCCCCUCCCUCGUCUGUUGUAUUAUAUAUAUGUGUAUUAUACUGAUGGAAAUUUUUAACAGAUUUGUACUUUUUUUAAAAUGAAAGUUGCUAGUUCUGCUUGACCGAGUAGUGCAAUCAUUAUUUUUUUUAAUGUUGUGGCUGAUUUUGAGAGGGAUAUUCACUAAUAAAUGUAUGAUGUAUACCGA
This is a messenger RNA of Alligator mississippiensis (American alligator), 4918 nucleotides long. RefSeq names its product ring finger protein 44 (gene RNF44). The transcript has 11 exons. The record is from RefSeq and is a predicted model, not a curated record. The coding region runs from base 384 to 1727 and encodes 447 amino acids. Lineage: Eukaryota; Metazoa; Chordata; Crocodylia; Alligatoridae.